Molecule: messenger RNA, 297 nt
Organism: Gongylonema pulchrum
Lineage: Eukaryota; Metazoa; Nematoda; Chromadorea; Rhabditida; Gongylonematidae
Source: the annotation of a GenBank genome assembly
AUGGAUGACAACGACAAUGUUGCAACAUGCUGUUCUUUUCUUGCGAAUUAUUACAUGAAGAAAGGUGAUCUGAACACAGCCAGCCCAUUUGCACAGCGUUGCUUGGAAUAUGAUUCGACUAAAGAGGAAGGUCGCAGUUUGUUGCGUAAAAUCAGCCAGAUACAUCACCGGCAUUUUGUUCUGCCUGAGUCGUUCAUGUUAGGAAGUCCUCGUGGCAAUCUUAUGAAUAUGGAAACGCCGACCACAGCAGCAGCGGCAGCAGCAACAGCAGCAGCAGCCGUUGUAAGUACAGUGUAA